AUGACUGUGAUUGACAGGCGUAUGGCUCCACUUAGGACAAGGCGUAUGAUGGCGUAUGAUCGACGGUUGGAGCCUCGUGUGGGUGAGCGUGUGCCAUAUGUUAUUGUGUACGGGAUGCCAGGGGUGCCGCUCAUACAGCUGGUUCGGCGUCCUGUAGAGGUACUGCAGAACCCCAGCCUGCGCCUCAAUGCCACCUACUACAUCACCAAGCAGAUCUUGCCACCACUUGCACGAAUUUUCAACCUGAUUGGAGUAGAUGUGUUCAGCUGGUACCACGAGUUGCCGAGGGUACAGAAGGCAUGGAGCUCUGCAGGGGGUGGAGGAGGAGAUGAGGGCACAAGAAAGGGCACCAUCUCGCAGUACUUUACAACACUGCAUUGCCCCGUUUGUGAUGAGCUGACACAGCUGGGAGUGUGUGAGCGUUGCCGAGCUGAACCGCAGCGUGUUGCUGUCCACCUACACCAAGAAUUGCGGCUUUGGGAAAACCAGCAAGACCAGCUCCUAAAGGUAUGUAGAAGUUGCAGUGGCAGUGCAGAGCGUCAGGUGCCAUGCGUCUCAUUGGACUGCCCAAUACUCUACAAAUUGUCUCGGGUCGAUCGGCAUCUUUCCCGAGGACCAUACCUUCGCCAGCUGUUGGAGCAGUUCUGAUAGUCCAGCAAUUUGCCUCCCUUUCAUUUUACUCUGGUGCUAUUAUCACUGUGCCAUUCAGCACAAUUUCUAUGUAUUAUAGUUUGAAAAGGUGCUUUUUUUUUCCUAUGUGACCUUAGAGAGUUUCCAUCUUGUACUGUUUGACUGGUACUGCAGUGCAGUGGGACUAAAGAGGCCUUAAAUACAGAAAAGAGGAAGAUGAUUUUGAUGACCCUUUGUUUUGAAUUUGCUUCGUAGUUGUUGUCUGAGUGUUCAUUAAUUUGCUACAUUUUUGCAGAUUGACAGGUCAAACAUUUACAGCAUAAUCCUCUAUAAACUGAACCUUGUACUGUAGCAAUUUGUAAAUCAAGGAGAUUCAGUUCUGGCUAUAAAUCUUGUGGGGCAAUUUUUGACUGCAAUUUUUUUUUUCCCCAUGUAAAAUCAGUAUCUUGUAAAUAAGCCUUGCAUACGAUGAUCCAAAAUUCUGGCUGUGAGCACUGAUGAAAAAAUAAAAAAAAUUGGAGGGGUUUUUUAUUCCCUGCUUAGGAAUUCUACAUGCUUUCUCUGUCCAUUCUCUACAGAGGCAAGUUUGAGGACAAGCAAGUUAGUAUCAGCCUUAACUUGGACUUCGGCAAUGUGUUUAAUAAUUUAUAUUGUCCGUGUGCACAUUUGUAAAAAAAAAUGUUUCUCCUUUUUAAGUGCUUUUCUAAUGCUUUCUCUGUUCUAAACCAGACAUUGUUACCUAGCUAUGUAAAAACUCAAGAGCUUCCAGAGCUCUGUAACCUGUUUUUGUAAACUUGCAAAAACUUAAGGUGCUUUGUUUUUAAAGAACAUUUGUGGGUGGAGAUUUAAUAUUGAUAUAAUAAAAGUCGAUGUAUUCAAAAAA
Megalobrama amblycephala (Wuchang bream) is the source of this 1513-nucleotide messenger RNA. RefSeq names its product DNA polymerase zeta catalytic subunit-like. Bases 1 to 648 code for a protein of 215 amino acids. Gene Ontology annotation, biological process: error-prone translesion synthesis; double-strand break repair via homologous recombination. The transcript is spliced from 4 exons. Lineage: Eukaryota; Metazoa; Chordata; Actinopteri; Cypriniformes; Xenocyprididae. Gene Ontology annotation, molecular function: DNA-directed DNA polymerase activity; DNA binding; nucleotide binding. The record is from RefSeq and is a predicted model, not a curated record. Gene Ontology annotation, cellular component: nucleus; zeta DNA polymerase complex.